Molecule: messenger RNA, 508 nt
Organism: Portunus trituberculatus (swimming crab)
Lineage: Eukaryota; Metazoa; Arthropoda; Malacostraca; Decapoda; Portunidae
Exons: 3
Coding region: 1-345 (114 amino acids)
Source: RefSeq, a predicted model, not a curated record
AUGAUCCAUACCAGCAUAAGCAGUAGCACGAAGCAAAGGAGAGAGAACAUCGGCAUGUGGCUACGAGUGUGGCUGAGAGUCGCGGGAGCUAGUUGCUUCGGGCCCCUCCUGGCGUUGCUGUGCCUCACCCCUGGUGGCAGUGGGCAGCGGCAGAUAACUCCAAUAAAGCAGAGGUCUUGGCUGUUGGCGUCAAUAUGGACAACUUCAAGUCCUCAAGCUUCCAGAGAACUAUUGAGGUACCCCGGACCGCCACUGCGAUCACUAUUUGCCUCCAUCUGCGAAUCCUCUUCUUACGCACCAACCCUUCCCCCAUAUUCUUCUUGCAGGACUCACCUUGUUCCCUGAGUGGUAAGUAGCCUGUGGUGGUGACCAGAGAAUGGCUGCAUCUUCCUUUGUCCCUUCCCGCAGACACAUCCAGGUUUCUCCAUUGUCGUCCCCUUAAUGACUUUCCGUCGUACCACUUCCCUCCACUUGGAUCACUGAGGCAGAGUUGUCCUGGACCACGUAA